Molecule: messenger RNA, 5931 nt
Organism: Rhodotorula toruloides NP11
Lineage: Eukaryota; Fungi; Basidiomycota; Microbotryomycetes; Sporidiobolales; Sporidiobolaceae
Product: chitin synthase, glycosyltransferase family 2 protein
Exons: 10
Coding region: 1-5931 (1976 amino acids)
Cellular component (GO): myosin complex; cell septum; cell periphery
Molecular function (GO): cytoskeletal motor activity; chitin synthase activity; ATP binding
Source: RefSeq, a predicted model, not a curated record
AUGUCCAACAACCCAUUCAAGUCCCCUGCGCUCGGGAACGAAGUCGAGCUCGAUCCCAUCUCAUGCCCGGACCUCGCCUCCCUCCCUCCCUCGAUCCCUUCCCUCUCAACAGACGACCUCGUCCCCUUCCUCCGCGCGCGCCUGCUCGAAGGUCUCCCCUACACGCACAUCACCCCUCGCGUCACACUCGCAGUCAACCCGUUCCAGUUUGUGCAUGCGACGAGCGAUCAGGCGUUGGCGGACUGGAGGGCUGAGUAUGCGGAUACCGGUGCGGAUGGAGUCAGGGGCAGGCUGGGACCGCAUGUUUGGGCGACGGCGCAGAGGGCGUAUUAUCACAUGUGCAGGACGGGGCAGGAUCAGGCGAUUGUGCUCAGCGGCGAGACGGGGUCGGGCAAGACUGAAACGUCUCGUCAGGUCCUCAAGGCGCUCAUCGACAUCGCCGCCCCGCCAACCGGCAAGAAGGGCUCGAAACUCUCGACCUCGAUUCCCGCCGCCUUCUUCAUCCUCGACUCGUUCGGUCACGCCUCGACCAUCUCGAACUCGAACGCAUCGCGGUUCGGACGCUACACCGAGCUGCAGUUCAACGAGAAGGGUCGAUUGAUGGGCCUCAAGGGCCUCGAGUACUCGCUCGAAAAGUCGCGCGUGGCGUCUACCCCAGCGGGCGAGCGCAACUUCCACGCCUUCCACUAUCUCGUCGCCGGCGCAGGGCCAGAAGAGCGCCAACACCUCCACUUUGACGCCCACACCUCGUUCCGCUUCCUCGCCCAAUCUCGCUCGUCUGCCUCGUCCGUCCAGUCCGACGCGACCCGCUUCAGCCAGCUCAAGGAGGCGUUCAAAGCGGUCGGGUUCCCGAAGAAGGCGGUCGCGUCAAUCUGCCAGGUCCUCGCCGCCAUCUUGCACCUCGGCAACCUCGACUUCCACAUGGACCGCUCGCGCAACGCGGAUUCGGCCGUCAUCAAGAAUGUGCAUGUCCUCGAGACGGCUGCCGAGUUCCUCGGCGUCGACUCGUCCGAACUCGAGUACGCCUUGACGAACAAGUCGACGCUCGUCGGGGGCGAGGUGUGCGAGGUCUUCCUCGAUGCGGAGGGUGCAGCAGCGAACAGGGACGACCUUGCUGCGACGCUGUACGGCCUCGUCUUCAGCUGGAUCGGCGAGUUCCUCAACGAGAAGCUCUGCCGCGACGACUUCACCACCUUCAUCUCGCUCGUCGACUUCCCCGGCCCGAUUCAGCACGCCACCUCUCACCGCGACGGCCUCGGCGUCGAGGCGUUCUGCUUCAACCUCGCGGCCGAGCGUGUGCAGGAAUACAUCCUCGAGCAGCUGCACGAGGCGAACAAGGCCGAGUACAAGGCGGAGGAGCUCAGCUUGCCCGGCUUGGAUGCACGAUACACCAGCAACGCCGAGACGGUCCGCCUCCUCACGCACAUGCCUGGCGGCCUCGUCCACAUCGUCGACGACCAAUCGCGGCGGCGAGGCAAGACGGACGCGACGAUGCUCAAGGCCAUGUCGAAGCGCUGGUCGAACCACCCGUCUUUCUCCUCGCGUGACGGCGACGAAGCGCAGGGCCGGCCUGGCACUUUCCUCGUCUCGCACUGGGACGGGCAGGCGACCUACUCAACCGAGAACUUCCUCACCGACAACUCGGCUGCCGUAUCGCCCAACUUCGUCACCCUCCUCGGCGGUUCGGCUCCUCGAGUCGGCGCAGAUGGCCGCUCGACUCCCGGCGCUCGCGAUGCGCUCUCGACAGGCGGAUCGAGCUUCUCCUUCAUCCGCCAGCUCUUCGCCAGCGGUGCCCUCCAGACUGAGGUCCACCCUCGGAGCGAGCAGACUCUCGUCGCCGCGAGCCAGAAGGUUGGCCCACGGCGUGCACCGUCGACUCGUCGUCCGCGCGGACGCAACCCGUUCAGCGACUCGACCGGUGCGGGCGGAGAGGCGGAAGCGGCAGUCGGCGACGAGGCGGCGCAAGGUCCGACUCGCUCGGUUGUGCAGGAAGUCAACGACUCGAUCACCCUCCUCCUCAAUACCCUCGCAACCAGCCGCUCAUGGUUCGUCCUCUGCCUCCGACCGAACGAUGCGCAGCUCCCAAACCAGGUCGACACCAAGCUCUUCAAACACCAGAUCCGCGCGCUCGGGCUCGCCGAGCUCGGUAAGCGGUUGCAGGGCGAGUGGGCCGUCAACCUCGAGAUCCGCGAGUGGUGGGAGCGGUAUGGGCAGCUGCCGGUGCUGGCAGAGGAACAGCAGGCGCUCGGCGCGCUCAUGUACCGCGACAAGGCGGUCAAGGUGCGCGAGCUGCUUGGUUUCAGCGAUCGCGAGAUGGCUGUCGGGAAGACCAAGGUCUUCCUGAGCGACGCCGCCUUCCGCUACCUCGAGGACUUCCUCCGCGCCGAGGAGCCUGAAGAGCAGGCGCACAUCCGAGAAAUCAUGACGCGCUCGGCAGCGACGACCUUGGCCGAAGACCCGUACUCUCCCUACGCCUUCCCCGAAACACCGACUCUCGGCGCCUACAACGACGACUUCGCCAAGACGACCUCGACGGCGGCGCUCCCGCUAGUCGACCGUAAAGGCGCAUCCGCCUUCGAGGACGACGAGUACGAGUACGAGCGCAAGGAGUACCUCGGGGAGGACGACUACUUCAGCAACCCGGCAAAUCAGCUCGUCGACGAGGAGCAGUCGCUCGCCCCUUCCGGCUACACCUCGUCGCGACCCAUGUUCGACUCGCGAGGGAUGCCGGAGAAGCAGGAGAUGAUGUCGAAGGACGGCAAGGAGGGUCAGGAGACGGUCGAGGUCAUUCGCAUGAGCCCCGCUCGCAAGCGGUGGGUCGCGCUCACCUGGCUAUUCACCUGGUGGGUGCCAUCGCCAUUGUUGAGCUGGUUUGGCGGGAUGAAGAGGCGCGACGUCCGCAUGGCUUGGCGAGAGAAGCUGCUCAUCAACAUCCUCAUCUGGCUCCUCUGCGGCUCCGCCAUCUUCGUCAUCGCUGUCCUUGGUCCCCUCAUCUGCCCGACUGAGCACGUCUACAACACGCAAGAGCUCAACGAUCACUCAUAUACGAACGACCCCUCGCACAUGCUCGUCGCCAUCCGCGGCGAAGUCUUCGACUUCUCGUCAUUCGCCCCGCGGCACAUUCCCGGUCCUUCCGUCAUUCCAACGACCACCAUUGAGAAGCUCGGCGGCCGCGACUUGACCGACUACUUCCCGGUCCAAGUUUCGGCGCUCUGCAACGGCGUCGACGGCAGCGUCAGCCCUUGGAUCACCCUCGAGUCGGCCAACAUGUCUUCGUCGAUCCAGCAGGUCGCCAAGUACCAUGAUUUCCGCGCCUACACGACCGAUGUUCGCCCCGACUGGUACUACGAGACCAUGGUCUACAUGCGGUACAACUACCGCAAGGGCUUCAUGGGCUACUCGCCCGGCACGAUCAGGAGCGAGGCGAACAAGAAGGGCCUCAACCUCGCCAUUCUCGACGGCAACGUCUACGACUUCUCCGACUAUAUCCAGAACGGCGGCGGCGGCAUCAAGGUCCCGGAUGGCGCAGCAGUUCCUGCCGGCACGUCGCGCCAGUUCAUGUCCGACGCGAUUGUCGACCUCUUCCGCACCAAGGCGGGCACCGACAUCUCCAGCUCGUUCCACUCGCUGAACUUGCCGGCCGACGUCCUCCAGCGACAGCAGAUCUGCAUGCGCAACUUGUUCUUCAUCGGCAAGGUCGACAACCGCAACUCCGCCAAGUGUCAGUUCUCGCAGUACCUCCUGAUCGUCCUCUCGUGCCUCAUGGUCGUCAUCGUCGGCUCCAAGUUCCUCGCGGCACUCCAACUCGGCCGCAAGCGCAAGCCGGAGGACUACGACAAGUUCGUCAUCUGCCAGGUCCCGUGCUACACCGAAGGCGAAGACUCGCUCCGCGCCUGCAUCGACUCGCUCACCAAGCUCAAGUACGACGACAAGCGCAAGCUCCUCUUCAUCAUCUGCGACGGCAUGAUCGUCGGUUCAGGCAACGACCGCCCAACGCCGCAAAUCGUCCUCGACAUCCUCGGCGCCGACCCGACCAUCGACCCUGAGCCCCUCAGCUUCCUUUCAAUCGGAAACGGCGACAAGCAGCACAACAUGGCCAAGGUGUACUCGGGACUGCACGAGGCGGGCGGUCACAUCGUUCCCUACGUCGUGGUCGUCAAGGUCGGCAAGCCUACCGAGCGCCACCGUCCCGGCAACCGCGGCAAGCGCGACUCGCAGAUGCUCCUCAUGCGCUUCCUCAACCGCGUCCACUUCGAUUCGCCGAUGGCUCCCGCCGAGCUCGAGAUCUUCCACCAGAUCAAGAACGUCAUCGGCGUCAACCCGUCCUUCUACGAGUACCUCCUGAUGGUCGACGCCGACACGACUGUCGACCCGCUCGCGCUGAACUACCUCGUCGGCGGCUUCGUCGAGGACCGCAAGAUCAUCGGACUGUGCGGCGAGACUUCGCUCGCGAACGCCAAGGCCUCCUGGACCACCAUGAUGCAGGUCUACGAGUAUUUCAUCUCGCACUACCUGACAAAGGCUUUCGAAUCGCUCUUCGGCUCUGUCACCUGUCUUCCCGGCUGUUUCUCAAUGUAUCGAAUCCGCACGCUCGAGCACAAGCCCAUCCUCAUCUCGGACGCCAUCCUCGCCGAGUACGGCGAGACCAAGGUCGAGACGUUGCACGUCAAAAACCUGCUCUCGCUCGGCGAGGAUCGAUACCUCACGACCGUCAUCCUCAAGCACUUCUCGCAGUACAAGCUCAAGUUCACGCGCUACGCCCAGGCGAAGACGAUCGCGCCCGACGACUGGAAGGUCCUCAUGUCGCAGCGUCGCCGCUGGAUCAACUCGACCAUCCACAACCUCUUCGAGCUCCUCUUCAUCAACCGACUCUGCGGCUUCUGCUGCUUCUCGAUGCGUUUCGUUAUCCUCGUCGACCUCGCCUCAACCCUCAUCUCGCCUGUUACCGUCGCCUACAUCGUCUACCUCAUCUACAUGGUUGCGGGCGAACACAAGCCGCUCCCGACGUUCGCCCUGAUUAUGAUCGGAGCUAUCUACGGCUGCCAGGUCAUCAUCUUCGUCCUCCACCGCAAGUUCGAACACAUCGGCUGGAUGCUCGUCUACAUCGUCGCUAUUCCCUUCUUCUCGUUCGUCCUCCCGAUCGUCUCGUUCUGGCAGAUGGACGACUUCUCGUGGGGUUCGACGCGCGAGAUUGUCGGCGAGAAGGGCAAGCGCCUGCUCGUGCACGACGAGGGCAAGUUCGACCCCGCCAGCAUCCCGCUUCAGAAGUGGUCCGCCUUCGAGGAGGAGCUGUGGCAGCAGGGCGACAACGAGUCAAUUGGCGAGAUCAUCGAGGCGUCGAAGCGCGAACACGAGGCGGCGUCGGCGUACGGUCAGCCGUACGGAGCGGCCUCCGCCCGCGACAUCUCGCCAUACCGCUCGGGCGAGUUCCACGCGCGGUCCACAAGCCAGCAGCACUUUGGCGGCGCGCCGAGCAUCGGUGUGCUCAGCCAGCACGAGCUCGCCUCGUUGCAGGGCUACCAGCCUCAUCCCGGCACGCUCGGCGGGCGCCGCGAAUCGACGACGAGCUACUUCGCCGCCAACGCCCUCGCGCAAGCUGGCAUGUACCCUUCGGCGAGUUACGACGACUAUGCGGCUCCGGCUCGCCCGAGCCACACCUACUCCCGCUCGGGCGACCAGCUCGUCUCGCUCUCGCAGUCGCCUUCGCGUGCCGCCUCGCCCGCCCCCGCCCCGCUCCGCCAGCACGGCCACCUCCCCUCCGACGAACAGAUUGCAUACGACGUCCAGGAGUACCUUCGCCAGGCCGACUUGACCCAAGUCACGAAGAAGAAGGUGCGCGAGGCGCUCGAGGCGGCGUAUGGCGUCCGCAUCGAGGGAGACAAGAAGACGCUCGUCAACAACGUCAUUGCCGAGGUGCUCGGGCUCGAGUAA